This is a messenger RNA of Paramormyrops kingsleyae, 983 nucleotides long. Lineage: Eukaryota; Metazoa; Chordata; Actinopteri; Osteoglossiformes; Mormyridae. The record is from RefSeq and is a predicted model, not a curated record.
ACAGAUUUGUUGGACAGAUGCUGUCUGUAGCCCUUAUACAUGGAGGCAUCAAGCCAUCCUUUUUUUCAGAGCGCCUGUAUUGCUCUGUCUCCAGUCUUCCAACUCCUCAAAUCAGUGUUGAGGAGGUGGAAGACUGGGAACUUUGGGAGAAGCUGCAAAAGAUACAAGAUGCAGAAACACUGCAGGAUGCUCGCGAUGCAGUUAUGGAGGCUUCUAGUUUACUGGGGUUGCUUGGAUGUCCUGGGUUUUUAAACACAAUGGAACAAAGACAUGCCCUUGUACAGGAAGCUGCAAGGGCCUAUGUUGAAGGGCGAACACAAAAGGCCUUGGAGCAGUUGGUGGAUGGAUUAAAAACCCUGGGGGUUGCAGAAGCCAUUGUGAAGCACCCAGGAACAUUAAAACCUCUCUUCGUUGGUGGCCCAAAACGUCUAGAAAUGCAGGACCUCCUGGACCUCUUCAGUAUCUGCUUUUCAGAUCCUGGGAGUAACAGGAGGAGAUUAGAAAACCGAGCAAUGAUGUUUUGGAAGGACUGGCUGAUUGAGGUGGAUGAGGGAACUAGGCCUGUGACCCUGGAGCAAAUCCUUAUAUUUGCUUCAGGGACUGACAGCAUACCCCCACUUGGGUUUUCCCACCGUCCUAAUAUUGAAUUUCUCCAUUGUAAUGAUGGGAAUCAGAAACUAUUCCCAGAAGCCAAUACGUGUCAGGUGAUACUGCGCCUGCCCCUGCAUCCCUCAUACUCAAUCUUUGUAGAGUAUGUGGAGUCAGGGAUUCUACAGUCACCAACAUUUGGAUUUAUUUGAAUCCUUAUGAAGAGUCCAUCGUAUCUGCUCCUCCUGGGAUAUUUGUGUUGAAUUACAGAUGAAUCCUUCACUGUGAAGUAAAUCAAUGUUCUUUCUAUUAACAUUGAAAUGUUUUGCACUUCAGGUUGUUGACGUAUGUAGUGGUGGUAUUCUACUACAUGUUAAAUAAAUAUUUUCUUUGUU